Molecule: messenger RNA, 5694 nt
Organism: Epinephelus moara (kelp grouper)
Lineage: Eukaryota; Metazoa; Chordata; Actinopteri; Perciformes; Serranidae
Gene: tnk2a
Product: tyrosine kinase, non-receptor, 2a
Exons: 20
Coding region: 376-3525 (1049 amino acids)
Biological process (GO): protein phosphorylation; signal transduction
Molecular function (GO): ATP binding; protein binding; protein tyrosine kinase activity
Source: RefSeq, a predicted model, not a curated record
CUAGAGCGAGGAAGAGAUGGAGAGAGAAAGGGAAGUAUGGAGGUGUCCGACGCUGCAGGAAGCCGUGAGUCAGCAGGGAGAGAAAGACCCAGUGGGAGGGAAGACAGAGAGAGUUUAUAGAUAGCUUUGGGUGAUACGACUGGAGAGACUGGCGUCAAAUGCCUCCCGGUGUGUUCGUGAACGUGCGUGUGCACGCGCUUAUCGAUUGAGCAGAGAAGGUCAUGGAGCUGAGAGGAGAUUAGCAAACUAGACUCGGAGCACAGCGGCAGAGCUAACGCCUCCUCUGAAUAGCAGCUAGACAUAAAGAGAAGAGCCAAAAGAAAAUAGAGACAGGGAGAGACAGAGAAGGCAAAGGACGAGAGGAGCUGCUACAGCAUGGGGGAGAGCUAUAUGUACCGGCGACUCCCCUACACCAGAGGAGGGGAGGAGGGGGAGGAGGAGGACGAAGAGGAGAGAGACGGGAGGAUCAGAGAAGGUGUCGGGGCACAAAUGAUGCAGUGUGAGGAGGGGACAGAGUGGCUGCUGGAGCUGCUGACAGAUGUGCAGCUGCAGCAGUACUUCCUGCGGAUCCGUGAUGAUCUCAACGUCACGCGGCUCUCCCACUUCGACUACGUCAAGAAUGAAGACCUGGAGAAGAUCGGCAUGGGACGCCCGGGUCAGAGGAGGCUUUGGGAGGCCGUCAAGAGGAGGAGAGCCCUUUAUAAACGCAAGUCCUGGAUGAGCAAGGUGUUUCCGGUUAAACGACCCGAUGCCGACUCCCAGCAGCCUCUCCCUCAGGGGGCGUCGUCCAGCUCAGCACCAGCCAACAGCGAGCCGGGAGCCUCGCUCACCUGCCUUAUCAGAGAGACGGAGCUGCAGCUGUUUGAGCGUCUGGGAGAUGGCACGUUCGGGGUGGUGCGGAGAGGAGAGUGGACCGGACCCAACGGCAGAGUGUUGUCAGUGGCAGUGAAGUGUCUGAAGGCUGCCGUGUUGGAAUCCGACGGUCUGGAUGAUUUCAUCAGAGAGGUGAACGCCAUGCACUCACUGAGCCACCAGAACCUCAUCCGGCUGUACGGCGUCGUCCUAACACAGCCCAUGAAGAUGGUGACUGAGUUGGCACCUCUGGGCUCCCUGUUGGAUCGUCUGAGAAAGCGUCAGGGUCACAUCCUCAUCUCCUUUUUGUGUAACUACGCUGUGCAGGUGGCAUGUGGCAUGGCCUACCUGGAGCAGAGACGUUUCCUCCACAGGGACCUGGCCGCCCGCAACGUUCUGCUGUCCACCAAUGACACGGUGAAGAUUGGAGACUUUGGCCUAAUGAGGGCGCUGCCAACGCACACUGACCAAUACAUCAUGGAGGAGGGACAUAAAAUCCCUUUCCCAUGGUGUGCUCCGGAGUCUCUGAAGUCUCGUACUUUCUCACAUGCAUCCGAUACCUGGAUGUUUGGGGUCACUCUGUGGGAGAUGUUCACCCACGGACAGGAGCCGUGGCUGGGCCUUAAUGGGAGCCAGAUCCUGCACAAGGUGGACGUGGAGGCUGAGAGGCUGUGUAAACCAGACGACUGUCCUCAGGAUAUUUACAACGUCAUGCUGCAGUGCUGGAGCCCCAAACCUGAGGACAGACCCACCUUCAUCGCCCUUAGAGACUUCCUGCUUGAGACCAUGCCGACAGACAUGAGAGCGCUGCAGGACUUUGAGGAGGAAGACAAGCUGCAGAUUAAAAUGAACGACGUCAUCACCAUCAUAGAGGGAAGGGCAGAGCACUACUGGUGGCGAGGUCAGAACAGGGGGACGCUGCGUGUCGGUCAGUUUCCUCGACACGUGGUGACGUCUGUCGCCGGUCUAUCUGCCCAGGACAUCAGCCGGCCCCUCAAACACUCUUUCAUCCACACUGGACACGGAGACACGGACCCUCACAGGAGCUGGGGACACGCAGACCGCAUAGACAGUCUGUAUUUGGGGAACCCCAUGGACCCUCCUGAUGUCCUAGGGAUGGACUCGGGCACUGCAAGACCGACCAAACUCCCCAACCGUUCCAAGAAGCAACCACCGCCUCGUCCACCCCAACCUGCCAUUCUGCUGAAGAAGCCGUUCUACGACUCUGUGAUGGACGAUUACGACGACGAUGACGACACCAGCGCCUCGUCAGGGCUGAAGAGGCUGGGAGUGUCGCUGGGGCUGAAGCUGCGACCGUGGGAAGGGUCCGGCGUGCGCUCAGCCAAAAGCGAGGUGUCGCUCAUUGACUUCACUGACGACAGCUUCAGCUCGACCACGCCCUCGCCGCUCACUGAGACGCGGCAGCCGGAUGAGGACACACUGAAGGACACCCCAUCCAUCCUGGACUGGCCUCUCCCUCAGCCAUCUUACGACGAGGUUGCACCGGAGCUCGAGGACCAAUCAGAGGACCUGGAGGUGCGAUCUAUCAACAAGGGAUUCACUGAAGAGGCUGUAACCACGCCCAGCAGCGCUAUGGCGGGCAGGAGCGAGUCGCAGUCAGCUGACCUCUUCCAAGAACUACAGAGAGAGGUGAUGGUGAAGCUGCAGGUUCCCAUGGCAACAGGCCGCUCCCUCCCCUCCUCCCCGCUCCCUAUACCCCUGGCUCCGCUGGGCCCCCACAGACAGAUCCUCCUACCUCCACCCUCCCCCUCCUCCACCUCUACCUCCUCUUUCCCCUGCUGCUUCGAGGACCGGCCGGUGCUGCCUCCUCGCAGCCCCGUCCCCCCGCUGCGUCCCUCCAAGCGCAACCUCUCCACCCGCACCACCCACCCACAGGCCCGCUCCAGCUCCAUCUCUCUGGGCGAUGAGGACGAUACACCUCCUCAGAUCCCACCCAGAGACCACGCCUUCUCUCAGCCGGGCUCCCGCUCCUCCUCUCCCCUUCCACUGGUGCCGCCGCUAUCCUCCUACCCUGUUGUCCUGCCUCCUCCUCCGCUCUCUGUCUCCCCACGCCGAGCGUCUGGACUCCUGGGCCCCCUUCUGUCCUCCAACUCGACAUCUUUGUCCUCCCCGGCUCAAGCCACAUCACAAUCCUCCCAGCUCUCAGCUCGUGGUUCAUCCUACGCAUCCAGCUCCUUACUGGAUCCUCUCGCCUUUCGUGAGGGGCGUACCCUUUCCUCACUGAUUGACAGCUCCCCAAGCUCCGCUCCCGCACCGCUGCCAGAGCGACCAGCUUUUCUAGAAAGAUACGGAGCAGCCAAUAUGGCGGCAGUGAAACCCAUGAUUCAGCAUCCCGGCGGAGCCAAACCAAACUCCUCCUACAACAACAACAACGGAGGACCUGCAGCUCCCAUCAUGCAACACGAGCAGAGCGUCACACAGGUCCAGGGAGCAGUACACGGUGUCACGCUGGAGGAAUGUCAGGCCGCUCUGCAGAGUCACAACUGGAGUAUCCCUCAGGCCAUUAAUCAUUUGAAGGUGGAGCAGUUGUUUCGUCUGGGCCUGCGAUCUAGAGCCGAGUGUGAAGAGCUUCUGCAGCGCUGCCAGAUGAACCUGGAACAGGCCAGCACGCUCAUGCUGGACACAUAUGGACCACAUCGAAAAAGGAAGUGACAACAGGAAGACAUAACUGAGCGGUAAUCAACCACUUACGAGCUCCUGAUGUCAGUCGGAUCAACACGCCAAUACUGAACUGCUCGGAUGACUCACCGUUCCGAGCACUCAAGACACACUGAUGCUUUUUGAUGAAAGGAGGAACAUAAAGCAGUACAUGUGCCUCACUUAAUGUACUGUGAACACCUACUUUACCUGUCAUACACAUGCAUGCUCAUUAUUACCUAACAGAACAGAACAGAGCAGCUUGUUGAAUGAGUCACACUUUUUACUUGAAAAGUUGCUAUUUAUGUUGUUUUACUACAUGAGUUAAUGACAAGUUUCUGCUGGUAGCUAUAAUGCAAACUUGUACUGCGUUUGUGUCUGCUGUGAAUGCGUGCAUGUUCAGGUGUGUGUGUGUGUGUACACGCAUAAGCUUACAUAUAUGUACAAACACUGUAAAUGCCCAUGCCUUUCUGCUGUUAAUGAAGCAUUAUAAAUCAGGGAAAUGUCAGCUAAUGAUAUAGUUGUAUGUUUUUAUGAACUGCUAAGAUGCUGUAUUGUAUAUAGCACUUUACUGCGUGUGUGGACACACACAUGGAUAUUUUUGAGGACACAUUAACUGCUGGUCAGAAUCAGAUUUAUCUAGUUAGUGAAGUGAAUAAGAUGCUGAUGUGUAAUGAUAGCAUGUCAGGUACUAUUAAUGCAUUAUUUGUGUUGUAAACAAAGCUUUUUAGGCGUUACAAAGGCAGGAAUUUUAGAUCUUAUUGUAGGCAAUAAGACGCCAGAACAGAAAUGUGAAGAUAUCUACCAUCUCCUUAUGAAUACAGGGUAUGAGGCACCAAGUCGAACCUCCACAAGUUACAUAUUUAAAGAACCUGAAGUGGAUGUUUUUUAUCUCUUCUUAUCAAACUGACUGCUGCAUGAUAAUCAAACACAUGCGGGAGAGCUUAACUGUCAAAGGCAACUGCUGUGUGUGAGUGUGCGCAUGUGUGCUUAGUGCUGCAGGUUGUGACAGCAGCUGACGUCCAACUUUAUAGUGUGUGUGCGCAGCUAUUGAUCAUAAUAUGUGAUCUAAUAAUGAGCAGCUAAACAAGAUAGGAAUGGAUAACAAGUUGCCCAUUCUUGCAGCUAAUUUGCAUCUAAGAGAACAUUAGUUCUGUUUCACACAAGCAGAGCCCCCUACUGGACUCUAUGAGUAAUACUUUCCUCCAAUCACAAGUAUGCAUUUGCCCACUGUAAUUUGCAUAAAUGUAGUCAACCAAACAGGACAUGCCUACCCAAAUACUUCAGGAGCCCACAGAAUAUAUGGCAGCUGUAUUAUGGCAACAACAUCCUUUUUCUCUUCGGGGUGGCAAUUGCACACUGAUCAGCUUUUGACACCUGUAAAGUUAGACCAUGGCCCCACACAGCUCUGUGGCAUACUACCUGGGUUGGCUGGAGCCCCUGCUUGUCCACUGCGCCAGUUUCGGUUAUAAAGAAGUAGGAGGGCUACGGCGACUAACCUUUAACCGGUUAGGAUCGGUGUGGCUGGGUUGAUGUUACGUCGCGACAAGGUGUUCAAUCAUUGGGUUCCACCCACUGUACCCAAACAGUCCAGUAGGGGGCGGAGCCUGUGUUAGGGAGAACGCAGGUUACGAUAUUGAAACCCUAGUUCUGUUAGCACAGGCAGAGCCCUCUAUCUAGGGGCCCUAUCACUCCUGCGCUGCUUGGUGAAGAUGUAGAAUGCUGAUGCCUUCAUACGUCUCCUAUAUACUUCGGGUCUCUCAUGUAUGCAGGUCGGCAUGUCCUGCUUGGCAGGCUAUGUUUAUGCAAAUUCCAGUGGGCAACUCCAUGCUUGUUACUGGAGGAAAGUAUUACCAUAGAGUCCAGUAGAGGGCUCUGCCUGUGUUAAUAGAACUAGGGUUAUAAUAUUGUAACCUUUGUUACAGGUUGCUCACUUUGUCCAUACAAUUCAUACAAUUGAAUUAGAAAAGUCAGACAUAGUUGUGGCAAAAAUGUUAAACUUGUUUUUGUAUGUCUGUGUGUGUAUGUGUGAGAUAUCGUUCCCUCUAUGCUCAGUUGUAAGCUCUUGUAGUCACUCUGCUGUAUGUGUUGCUGACUGCAUUAUACUGUAAUAUUAUAGCCGCUUAUUAAUGAAAAAUGCAUAUAAGGCCUCUAAGGUUUUUUAAUAAAGAUUAAAAUUUGAGU